CCCCCCCCCCCCCCCCGGCGCGCGUUCCAUCCUUUCCUCGCGAUUGACCUCUAGCGCCGCGCCGCGCCGCGUUCUCCUCCUCUUUCCUCGCGCCGCGGCCACCGAACCCGCUCCGAUUCGCCGUGGCGAGGUCGACGCGAGCCGACGCGGCGGCACUCCUGGACGCCAGGGAGCCUUUCCCCCCUGCGCCACCCGCACUCCUGGCGAAUAACCUGGUGGGUACUCGUCGUGAUCGGAGCUUCUCAUGUUGGACCCAAGAUCCGAAAUCUACCCCACCAUAGAGUAUCGCCCCAUCCAGCCCUCCGACCUCGAGGUUCUUGAGAAGAUUCAUCUCUCGCUGUUUCCUAUAAGGUACGAGAGGGAGUUCUUCUUGAACGUUGUCAAUGGUAAUGGUGUCAUUUCGUGGGGUGCUGUGGACACUAGCAGAUCGGAUGAAGGCAGGGAUGAGCUGAUAGGCUUUGUGACCACGAGGAUGAUUGCAGCAAAAGAUAGCGAGAUCGAGGAUUUAUUUAGAUACAACAACUCGCACAAAGAUCUAACACUUCUUUAUAUCCUGACGCUUGGUGUAGUGGAUAGCUACAGAAACCUCGGCAUAGCUUCUUCGCUUGUUCGAGAGGUGAUUAAACAUGCUGCAAGUGUAUCAAAUUGCAGGGGUGUUUAUUUACAUGUCAUCUCAUAUAACCAGCCUGCAAUUAACUUUUACAAGAAGAUGCUAUUUAAGCUAGUCAGAAGACUUCCGAUGUUCUACUACAUAAGAGGGCAGCAUUAUGACUCAUACUUGUUUGUGUAUUAUGUCAAUGGGGGGCGUACGCCUUGUUCACCACUCUUAAACUCGCAUAUUGGACUUUUGCCUCCUUCUGCAACUUUUGGUGUUGCCUCUCGUGAAUACAUUAUUAGGGAGAUUGUAACUUCAUUUGUUGUUGACUUCAGGGCUUUCCUAAAGAUGCUAGUUGGCAAGAUCUGGAGGAAAGAGGAAAAGAGUAUCCCGAGAUGGUCCCGUUGUAAGGAAUCGACCACUCUAUUGACCUCACAGAAUAAUAAUAGUAACAAUAAAAGGAUCAUCGCUGGUGAAGAUUCAAGAUGUCAUGUGUAAUUUUAGGUGUGAGCGACGCGAUGGUAUUGUUUUCGUGGAAACAUCAGUCUCUUGCAAUGUUGUUGUACCCUUGCCAAUACAUUGACAAACCAGGUAUAUAAUUUCUCAGAUAGCCAUAGCCAUGUCUUGUAAAAAGAGAGGACAAUAAAAUGAAGAAAAUAAAUGUCACCUGCUUAGCUUGUUGGAACA
Messenger RNA from Triticum aestivum (bread wheat), 1282 nucleotides. Its product is annotated as histone acetyltransferase MCC1. The transcript is spliced from 6 exons. The record is from RefSeq and is a predicted model, not a curated record. NCBI's taxonomy places the organism in Eukaryota, Viridiplantae, Streptophyta, Magnoliopsida, Poales, Poaceae. Gene Ontology annotation, molecular function: histone acetyltransferase activity; protein-N-terminal amino-acid acetyltransferase activity. Bases 245 to 1093 code for a protein of 282 amino acids. Gene Ontology annotation, biological process: N-terminal peptidyl-methionine acetylation. Gene Ontology annotation, cellular component: Golgi membrane.